This is a messenger RNA of Necator americanus (New World hookworm), 294 nucleotides long. RefSeq lists its product as uncharacterized. NCBI's taxonomy places the organism in Eukaryota, Metazoa, Nematoda, Chromadorea, Rhabditida, Ancylostomatidae. The transcript has a single exon. The record is from RefSeq and is a predicted model, not a curated record. The coding region runs from base 1 to 294 and encodes 97 amino acids.
AUGGUCAUUGUUGGAAUCGAUGCAAAUGCGAAGAUAGGACUUGAACAGCAAUCCGAUGUGCACCGAGAUAUUAUCCAGCGAGAGCGCACAUUGGACAACGGUGACCGUCUGGUGGACUUAUGUGAACAGACGAGCCUCAUCGUCACUUCCACGUUUAAUAGGAAUUAUCGACGCUAUCAGCUCACGCGGCAAGGUUUAACGCUUUUAACGCCUGAAGAGCAGCGCAAGCUCUCGUCAGGCGUUAAAAGAGCGUUAAAAGAUGAGGACUCAAACUUCAGCUCAACUACAUUCUGA